CUACCAAGACAGCGGGGUGGGGGGAGGCGGCCGGGCCUCAGGGUGGGAGCGCGCCCGCCCGCCUGUCGCUGCCCUCCUUCGGGGUGGGUGACCGGCGCCUUCUCGUCUCGUAGGCCCGCGGAGUUGGCGGCAGCGCCGGCAGGGCCCCAGCCAUGGCCGACGACCUGAAGAGGUUCCUGUACAAGAAGCUGCCGAGCGUUGAAGGUCUUCAUGCGAUUGUAGUCUCGGACAGAGACGGAGUGCCUGUUAUCAAAGUUGCCAAUGAUAAUGCUCCAGAACACGCACUGCGACCAGGCUUUCUGUCCACCUUUGCCCUUGCCACAGAUCAGGGCAGUAAACUGGGACUGUCUAAAAACAAAAGCAUCAUCUGCUAUUACAAUACGUACCAGGUGGUGCAGUUCAACCGUUUACCUUUGGUAGUAAGCUUCAUUGCUAGCAGCAAUGCCAAUACCGGGCUGAUUCUAAGUUUAGAGAAGGAACUUGCACCCCUGUUUGAAGAACUGAGGCAGGUUGUUGAAGUUUCUUAACCUGAUGGUAUAGCCGGAGUGCAGCAUCCCUCUGCAGCCCAGUGGACAGAUUCAAUAAUCCUCAGUCAAAUAACACGCCUCAGAAGAAAUACCACAGCUCCUUAGUAUACUAAGUAAGAGUAAAUUGUACAUAGUACUGAAUCUGAAAUGAUCUACUAGUGUGUUGUAGGUGGAUGUUACUUUAGGCCAUGCUUCUUGUAUCGUGCAGUACUGAAGAGACCACCAAAAUAGCUCCCAUGGAGUUUAGCUCUGCCAGAUCGGCAUGAUGCCACUGGCUCACAUGAGCAACCCACAGAUCCACAGAUCUCUUGCUUUACAGGAAACCAGGCAGGUAGUGGGGUGUGUCCUACUACGUGUUGGAAGGCAGAUUGGUUGUACAGUGUUACCAGAGUUGUGGUUGAAGGAGUUACUGUGAGAGCAAGUUUACUAGCUGUGAUGUGUCGGUACAAUCAAUAAAUAUCCCAGCUUUCUCACAGGGGUGAUAAUUUUGGCAAGAGAAUGCUACUAGUCUGGAUGCUAGCUGCAUCCUGCUUCCAUUGAGAAGAAAGCUAUUUCUGUGAAAGCUGUUGCCUCAGGGGUUUUCCUGAUGCCCAGAUAAAAGCACCUGAACAAUGUCUCAUUUUUCUUCACGGGGUUUUUGUGUAAUAUAGUUGUGAAGAUCUCUUGUCUCAUGGUCCUUGUGUGGGUUCAUCACUGGUGACUCUCGGCUCAUUUACCUGUAGGUUUUCCUAAAUAAAUACAUAUAAAUAAAUACAGUAUUUUUAAAUGACAGAA
Molecule: messenger RNA, 1301 nt
Organism: Pezoporus flaviventris
Lineage: Eukaryota; Metazoa; Chordata; Aves; Psittaciformes; Psittacidae
Gene: LAMTOR3
Product: late endosomal/lysosomal adaptor, MAPK and MTOR activator 3
Exons: 6
Coding region: 153-527 (124 amino acids)
Biological process (GO): cellular response to amino acid stimulus; positive regulation of TOR signaling
Cellular component (GO): Ragulator complex
Source: RefSeq, a predicted model, not a curated record